Molecule: messenger RNA, 2822 nt
Organism: Scomber scombrus (Atlantic mackerel)
Lineage: Eukaryota; Metazoa; Chordata; Actinopteri; Scombriformes; Scombridae
Gene: gjc4b
Product: gap junction protein gamma 4b
Exons: 3
Coding region: 173-1339 (388 amino acids)
Biological process (GO): cell communication
Cellular component (GO): connexin complex
Source: RefSeq, a predicted model, not a curated record
CGGAGAGCGGACGCAGGCUCCUUGAUGGCUUGAUAUCAGAGCAGGAGGGUUUUCUUUUAAUAACCAGAAAAGGAAGGAAGGAAGGAAAACUUGGAGGAACAGCCUGGACGAGAAACAGAGAGGACCCUGAAAUCACAAGAUUUAAAAGGUUUCCUCCUAUCCAAGAGGCAAAAUGAGCUGGAGCUUCCUCACACGUCUGUUGGAUGAGAUUUCCAAUCACUCUACCUUUGUGGGCAAAAUCUGGCUCACCCUCCUUAUUGUCUUCCGCAUCGUGCUGACGGCUGUCGGGGGCGAGUCGAUCUACUACGAUGAACAGAGUAAAUUUGUGUGCAACACAGGGCAGCCCGGUUGUGAGAAUGUGUGCUACGAUGCAUUUGCGCCGCUGUCACACAUCCGCUUCUGGGUCUUCCAGGUGAUUAUGAUCACCACCCCCACCAUCAUGUACCUUGGCUUUGCCAUGCAUAAGAUCGCCCGCAUGGAUGACAGUGACUACCGGCCCCGGAAUAAAAAGCGGAUGCCGAUUGUGAGCCGCGGCGCCAACCGGGACUACGAGGAGGCUGAGGAUAACGGGGAGGAGGACCCCAUGAUCCUGGAAGAGAUUGAGCCAGAGAAGGAAAAGGAUGUUGUGGAGAAGCCCAGCAAAAAGCAUGAUGGACGCCGUCGCAUCAAGCGAGACGGCCUCAUGAAGGUGUACGUGUUUCAGCUAAUGUCACGUGCCAUCUUUGAGGCCUCAUUCCUGUUUGGACAGUACGUCCUUUAUGGGCUGGAUGUGAAACCAUCGUAUGUCUGCUCGCGAUCACCUUGCCCGCACACAGUGGAUUGCUUCGUCUCGCGCCCCACCGAGAAAACGAUCUUCCUCCUCAUCAUGUAUGCCGUCAGUGCUUUGUGUCUUCUCUUUACAAUGCUGGAGAUCCUUCACCUUGGCUACAGCGGUAUUCGUGACUGCUUUUGCGCGCCACGGCCACGACCUCGGCCUCCCACCCCCCGACAUCCAGCUCUGGCCAGCCAGAGAUCCUCCAUCUGCCGCCAGCCGUCUGCACCUCCAGGCUACAACACAGCUCUGAAGAAGGACCCAACAGGAAAAAUGGGCUUCAGAGAUAACUUGGCAGACUCGGGCCGCGAGUCAUUCGGGGACGAGGCUUCAUCAAGAGAGCUGGAGAGGCUGCGUAGACACCUAAAACUAGCCCAGCAACAUCUGGAUAUGGCUUACCAGAAUGAGGAGGGCAGCCCGUCGCGCAGCAGCAGCCCAGAGUCCAAUGGCACUGCAGUGGAGCAGAACAGACUAAACUUUGCCCAAGAGAAGCAGAGCAGUACAUGUGAGAAAGGUCUCCGCGCAUAGGUUCUCAUCAGUCCAGCUGACACUGUAGAUCAAAGUUCACAUCAGGAGCAGUGAGCGGACACAAGGGAAUCAAACAGGGAGUGGUGUGUAUGCGUCAUGAACUUGCUUGAGGUGGAUGAAGUCAUCCCAAGCCUUUCAGUGUUACGGCCAGCCGCGGUCGAACAUCAAAGUCAAAGGAAAAGGAGAAUGGUCGUCUCAACCCAGCAAUACUUGAGACACCAGCCUGUCUGAAGAUCCAAAGUGCUUACAAACUGCCGUUGUGCAACAGUAACCGUUAACAUGUACUUCUCCCUCAGGGCAGCUAUUCUUUUUUCAUAUUUUUAUUACGAGACUUAGAAUUAUUAGUCAUUUUUAAGAGUUUGUCCUCUGUUGGAAGUUCACAGUGAAUGCAUCUCAAGUUUGCCUUAGACCGAAAACUGGAACUCUUUUUAUGGCAUUGUGUUUGUUAAAGUAAGGCCAAGCCAGUGGUAGUGCAAAAAAAAAAAGUUUAAACUGUAAGUUUGUAUUUCGUGAGUAAGUGAAUCAGUGAGUGAGUGCUUGUAGAUGCAAACAAAAAGGUUAAAGGACAAGGCAACACUUAUAAAAGAAAGGUACUGGAGUAAUUGUCAUGCUGAUGAAGACUUCUUGAGUUUUCUAAUUUUCAUACAAAGGCUUACUUUUAAAGUGUGUCAUUUAUUAUUUUAUUUUGUUUAAUGUUGGCACAGCACCAGUCAGCAUUCUCCAGUCUGGUGCCAGGUAUGGAAACUGGAACACACUUGGGGAGCCUUUGUCCAAAGGAAUAAACAAACCUGGGUAAUGCUUGAAAAACAUGUAACUCUUGAUAUUUGUCUUGUAUUGUUCAAACUUGUAUUUGAUACUGUUCUUUUUAUUUUAUUCGUUUUAUGUAUUGUUGUAUUGAAAAGAGGCUCUUGUCACUGUGGCAAACUUGUUUUCCUCCUAUUUUUUUUUUUUUUUUCAAAGAAUGACAUCCACUGCUGUCUUAGCUCCCAAAGCCUAAUUAAAUUCAUGGACUGACGCAUUCUGAAAAUAGUUUGGUACAAUUUGAGUUCUCAAGUGCUACAGUUUCACUUUAAAAUGUUACUAUUUUUUGUUAAUACUAUAUAACUUGCAGCUUAUUUUACUAGGUACACAUUGUCCUCAAGCAGCAAAUGUUUCUUUAUCAUUCAGUGCAGAUACAGAUUGAUUUGUAUCUGUUGGUUAAAUAAGGGAUAACUGUGUGUCAUGUUCAAUGUCUUGUAAGUGCUGAUAUCUGGAUAGGUGUGAUCGCUGCUCCAGAGUCCGAAUGAGGGUUGUAAACCAUGUAAUCAUUUCAAUGUGAAUUCAAAUGCCUUGAAUGCGCUCUAUUAAGAUGCCGUCUUUUGUAUUCCGAAUCAUACCCACAGUGCCAACUCAAAUAUUGUCAUCUCAUUAUUUUUGAGCAAUGCUUUUUGUACUUUUAUACUUUUUGUAUUGAUAGUACUUUGUGGUUAGUUUUUGAAAUAAA